Messenger RNA from Metschnikowia bicuspidata var. bicuspidata NRRL YB-4993, 1014 nucleotides. RefSeq lists its product as uncharacterized. Bases 1 to 1014 code for a protein of 337 amino acids. The record is from RefSeq and is a predicted model, not a curated record. Lineage: Eukaryota; Fungi; Ascomycota; Pichiomycetes; Serinales; Metschnikowiaceae. The transcript has a single exon.
AUGGAUAAAGAACCCAUAUCUUCGGAUAAAAUUUCUUCGCCCGCCUCUCCAAAAGAUACGCAAGAGGAAGACCCCGACGAUAUACCUAUCCUACAAUCCAAGAAAGCCGAGCUUAUUCAAGAAAGAGAUAUUUUGGCUCAAAAACGGUUGGAGCUUAAGCAAUCGAUCGAGAGGCUUUCCGCCAGUUUAUCUUUCUACAGGGAACAACAACUUCAACAUGAGACAAAGCAAAAACUCGAAUAUUACCUCCACAAAAAUGAUCAUGAAUGUUCCAAGCUCACACAGCCCGAUGAAGCAGCCUCUUUCAUCUUGAAAAAUUUGGAUGUGCUCCCUACAACUGACGUGCAUCUUCGUAUGAAACUAUUAAACAGAUUCUACCCUUGCAUGUCCGUAGCUCAGGAACACGUGCUGACAAUUCAUGAGGAGGAUGUGCUCUUCACAGUAAUACGCUUCAAGAUUUUUGCUCAUGGGCUACCACCCUUAGCAAUCCGGCUUCAUAGCAAUGAUGAUGCGGUUCACCGAUUAGAGUUGCUUGAUUAUAGUGAGGUUGCGCCAAUUUUUCAAAAAGUAAGCCCCUCUUUCUGCAAAACUCUUAUAAAUAACUAUUGCAGACAGAAGAAAAUCGACAUGAUCAUGCACAGCUAUCACUCUUUAGCUAAAUUGCAACAAUCCAGAAUCAUGUGCUUGUCUCAGCUCCUCCUGAAGUAUGCGGAUCUCGUGACACGGCCCAAAUCAUGGGCCUCCUAUCCGGAACUAUCCUUGAUGUCACUCAACCACAUCGAGUUGACAAUUCCAGAGAGUACCAAUAGAGAUAGGCACAUAGUCCAACUCUCCUGGGAAAUGAUUCUCAAAAAUACCGCAAUAGGGGAAAUGGAGUCUCAAUUGCGCUUCAGUGUACAACGGCGUGAUUCUGGUCCUUUGAAAAAUGUCAACGAGGUGUUUUUGAGUUUGAUGCUGGAGCAUGGAAUUAUGAAUGCGUUUUCUUUGAUGCUUUCAAACUUGUUUGGAGUUUAA